Messenger RNA from Ahaetulla prasina, 14252 nucleotides. It is a transcript of the gene HSPG2, whose product is annotated as heparan sulfate proteoglycan 2. NCBI's taxonomy places the organism in Eukaryota, Metazoa, Chordata, Lepidosauria, Squamata, Colubridae. The coding region runs from base 101 to 12985 and encodes 4294 amino acids. The transcript has 97 exons. The record is from RefSeq and is a predicted model, not a curated record. Gene Ontology annotation, molecular function: calcium ion binding; protein binding.
UUGGCGCGGGCUCGCCCUUUCGCCGCGCGGAGCAAGCAGCCCAGGCAGAGACGGGGCUCCGGUUUGGCUUUGCGGGACUUCGCCACGGGAGCCGGCCGGGAUGCUGGGUGGUCGGGCGCUGGCGGCGGUCGUCUGCGCCGCGGCAUUGCUGAGCGUGGCUCAGGCCUCCAGCCGACUGGACGAGGCCUCGUUCCCGGAGGACACAGAAUCGGAGAUUACGCACUGGUUCCGGAAGAGUUAUGAUAGCACUUUUGACGAUGAGGAUCUCAUGGCUGGUGGCCCCUCUGGAGAUGAGUAUGGCAGCGGAGAAAACGGCAGCGGGACCAUCUCGGUCGAGCCCCCGGCCAGCUCCAGCGAGUCUCUCCUCUCUACAGACCUCUCGUCUCCUCCUCCUCUUCUUCCUCCUCCUUCUCCUCUUCCUUCUCCUGCGGGGCCCCCUGCGCCUGCCAACCUGGCUGUCCCCGAGCCGGACGAUGAGUCUCCGCUCAUCUACUUCCGGGCCCUGGUGAACUUCACCCAUUCCAUCGAGUACAGCCCUCGCCUGGAAGAUGUCAACUCAGAGCCCUUCCAGGAGGUGUCCGAAGCGGUUGUGGAUACGCUGGAAUCUGAAUACCUCAAGAUCCCCGGUGAGCAGUCGGUCAGCGUGGUGUUUAUCAAGGAGAUCGAUGGCUACAGCUUUGUGGAGCUGGACGUCGGAUCCGAGGGGAACACGGACGAUGAGCAGAUCCGCGAGGUGCUUUUCUCCGUGGUGGGCAGCGGGUCCAUCGCCUCGUACCGCACCUCCCGGCGGGGUUUCCAGUUCCGGCGCCUGGGAGCAGUCUCCCCAGAGAUCCGGCCCUGCACAGCGGAGGAAUUCUCUUGCCUGAACGGGGAGUGCAUCGCCCGUGAAUUCUUCUGCGACAGGCGGCCGGAUUGCCGCGACAUGUCGGACGAGCUGGACUGCGAUGAGCCUGAGCCUCCCGAGUGCGGCCAGCAGGAGUUUGCCUGUGACAGUGGUGAAUGUGUGCCCCGAGUGUUGCGCUGUGACGGAAACCCCGACUGCGGAGACACUUCUGACGAGGAUGGCUGCGAACUCGAGAGACCUUUGGAGCCCGCCUCCUCCCCACGGCCCAGCACUGCCCGGAUCCCUACCACCACCUCCCCCAUCACCACCCGCCGGUCACCGGUCACCGUGCCUCCUCGGGUAGGCGUCUCCAAGCCUCAACUGGCCCCCGGAUUGCGCCCUUGCCGGAAAGACGAGGCCACGUGUUCCAACGGGCAAUGCAUCCGCCGAGAUUACCUUUGCGAUGGCGAGCGGGACUGCCCAGAUGGCAGCGACGAACAGAAGUGCGGCACUCCCUCGCCCUGCGAACCCAAUGAGUUCCGAUGCCGGAACGGGCACUGCGCCCUCACGCUCUGGCGCUGCGACGGGGACAAUGACUGCGCCGACGGCUCUGAUGAGCUGGACUGCCCCACCAAGGGCCCCGGAGACACCUGUGGCCCCGACCAAUUUGUCUGCCUCUCCAGCCACACCUGCAUCCCAGCCAGCUACCAGUGCGACGAUGAGGCCGACUGCCAGGACCGCUCAGACGAGAUCGGCUGCAUCCCUCCACAGGUCAUCACUCCCCCAGAGGAGUUUAUCCAGGCCGCCCCAGGGGACACCGUUCGCUUCACCUGUGUGGCCGUGGGCGUGCCGACCCCUCUCAUCUCCUGGAGGCUCAACUGGGGCCAUAUCCCCACCAGCCGCAGAGUGAGCUUCACCAGCGAGAACGGCCGGGGGACGCUAGUCAUCCAAGAUGUCAAGGAGGCGGACCAAGGGGCUUACACCUGCGAGGCCAUCAAUGCCCGGGGAAUGGUUUUCGGCAUCCCGGAUGGAGUGUUGAGCCUCACGCCUGGUCAAGGACUGUGCCCCGAGAGGCACUUCCACGUUGAAGGGACUGGUCAGUGCUUGCCCUGUUUCUGCUUCGGGGUUGCCAAAUCGUGUCGCAACACCGGACGGUACCGUCAACAAAUCCACCUCCGAUUCGACGAACACAACAAUUUCAAAGGGGUGAAUGUGACUACACUCGAUCAGCCCGGCACGCCUCCCCUCGCCUCGACGCAGAUGCACAUCGACCGCAGCUCGGAAGAGUUCCAGCUGGUCGACCUCUCUCGGCGCUUCCUGGGGCAUGACUCCUUUUGGACCCUCCCCAAACAGUUCCUGGGGAACAAGGUGGAUUCCUACGGAGGCUCCCUCCAGUACACGGUGCGCUACCACCUGGGUCGAGGACAGUCAGAGCCCGUCCGGAAGCCGGACGUGGUCCUUGUGGGCAACGGGCAGAAGCUGCUUUACCGGCUGCAGGCGCCUCCCGAGCCCUUUGUGACCAACCGACGCCAGGUCCAUUUCACAGAGGGGAGCUGGCAGAAGGAAUCUGGAGAGCCCGUGACCCGAGAGGAGCUGCUCCUCGCCUUGCAGAACCUGGAGGCCCUCAUGAUCCAGACGGUGUACGAUAAUCGGAUGGCCACGGUGGGACUGAGCAACGUCGUCAUGGACACCACCACCACGGAGGUUACCGGCCUGGGUGUGGCGCAUCACGUGGAGGAGUGCAGGUGCCCUGUGGGCUACUCUGGCCUUUCCUGCGAGCAGUGCGAGCCUCACUUCAAGAGAGUGUCCGGCGGUCCCUACCUGGGCAUCUGUUCCGGCUGCAGCUGCCACGGCCACUCCACCUCCUGCGACCCCUUCUCUGGUUACUGCCUGAACUGCCAGCACAACACGGAAGGACCACGAUGCGACAAAUGCAAGCUGGGCUUCUUUGGCGAUGCCACCCAGGCCACCCCGGCAGCCUGUCGGCCUUGCCCUUGCCCGUACACCGAGGCGCCGCGCAGGUUUUCCAACUCCUGCUUCUUGGAUACGGACAGACAAGCGACCUGCGAUGCCUGCUUCCCGGGCUACACAGGACGCCGCUGCGAAAGGUGUGCUCCUGGCUACAAAGGCAACCCCAUCCAACCAGGCGGGAAGUGCGUGCCUAUUGGAGGAGACAUCGAUAUUCCAGCGGAGGAGGUCGCCUGCGACGAGCGAGGGGGCAGGAAGGCCUCGAAUGGGGGCUGCCGCUGCAAGCCCAACGUCCAGGGGCCAUCCUGCAAUGAGUGCGCCACGGGCAGCUUCCACUUGAGCCACGGGAACCCCGAGGGUUGCCUCCGCUGCUUCUGCAUGGGGGUCUCACGCCAGUGCGCCAGCUCCUCUUGGAACAGAGAUCAGGUGCAUCUGGUUCACGAGGAUGCCCAGAGAGGGCAGUUCAGCCUCGCCAAUUCCGCCAACACCCGGACUGUCAGCGAGGGGAUCCGUUUUACGGAGGGCUCGGAGCUCACCUUCUCUUCCUUCCACAUUCUACCACGGGACGUCUACUACUGGGUGCUGCCUGAGCGCUUCAGGGGAGAUAAGGUGACCUCGUACGGAGGAGAACUGCGCUACACCAUCAGCCACGAUGCCUUCCCUGGCUCCCCUCUGCUGCGCGGCCGGGCCGACGUUCUGAUCCAGGGAAACGGCAUUUUCCUGGAACACGUGGCUGCAAGCACCCCUAUGCCUGGGGAGCCGACCACCUUCGUGGUGCCCUUCCGGGAGCAAGCCUGGCGCCGUGCCGAUGGGCAGAACGCCACCCGGCAGCACCUCCUGAUGGCAUUGGCUGACAUAGAUGUUUUCAUGAUCCGGGCCUCCUACGCCGAGCGACCUUCCGAGACCAGGAUCUCUGCCAUCCACAUGGAUGUAGCGGUACCACACACCACAGGCCUGAGCCCAGCCCCAGAGGUUGAGGAGUGCAUUUGCCCGCCCGGCUACCGAGGGCCGUCCUGCCAAGAUUGUGACGUUGGGUACACCCGCAGCACCAGCGGCCUCUACCUGGGCACCUGCGAGCCAUGCAGUUGCAACAGGCAUGCAACCGAGUGCGACGUGGAGACGGGAGAAUGCCAGGGCUGCCAGCACCACACGGAAGGGUUCCACUGUGAACGCUGCCGGGCUGGAUUCUACGGAGAUGCCCAACACGGGACGCCCAGAGACUGCCAGCCGUGCCCCUGCCACGGACCGUCCUCAGCCAUCCAAGAAUCCGGGACCUGCUUUGUGGACGCCGACGGAGAGCCAACCUGCGACUCCUGUGCCCCCGGUUACAUCGGGCGCCAGUGUGAAAGGUGCGCUCCAGGCUACAUUGGGAACCCUAGCCAGGGUCAGCCCUGCACAGAUUCCAGCUCCGGAUGCCGUUGCAACCCACAUGGCAGCAUCAGCAGCCGCUGUGAUGCCAGCAGGCAAUGCCAGUGUAAGGACCACGUGGAGGGCCUCUCCUGCGACAGCUGCCGGCCUCAUCACUUCCAUCUGAGUGCGGAGAACCCCCUCGGCUGCCUGCCCUGUUUCUGCAUGGGGGUCACCCAGCUAUGCACCAGCUCAUCCUACUACCGGGACGUGGUCAGCACCUCCUUCCAUCCCGGCGACUUCCAGGGCUUCGCGCUGGUCAACCGGCAGCGCAGCGUCCGCCUCCCGGCUGGCUUUACAGUGGAGAUGUCGCCCGAGGGCCCUCAGCUCUCCUACGACCAAUUUGAGGAGCUGAGCCAGGAGUCUUAUUACUGGCAGCUACCAGACGCCUACCUGGGAGACAAGGUGGGCUCCUAUGGGGGACGCCUCCGCUACACCCUAUCCUACUCGGCCGGAGGGAGAGGUACCCCGCUGCCCGAUGCGGAUGUGCAGAUUACCGGCAACGACAUCACCCUAGUGGCCUAUCUGUCCGAGCUGCGGCCUCACGAGCACAAAGCUUUCGAGGUGAUCUUCCGGGAGCAAUUCUGGAAGCGACCAGAUGGGCAACCUGCCACGCGGGAACACCUGCUGAUGGCCCUGGCCGACCUGGACGAGAUCCUCAUCCGGGCCACCCACUCCACGGACAUGCUUUCGGCGGGCAUCACCGGCGUCAGCAUGGAGACCGCAGUGCCCACCUACACCAGCCUGCCCCGGGCUUUGGAAGUGGAGGCAUGCCGCUGCCCUCCCGGAUACCAGGGCCUUUCUUGCCAGGACUGCGCGACUGGCUACACCCGGACCGGCGGAGGGCUGUAUCUGGGGCACUGCACACUGUGUGAAUGCAACGGGCACUCGGAGUCCUGCCACCCUGAGACGGGCACUUGCUCGCACUGCCUACACCACGCGGCUGGGGAGUUCUGUGAACAUUGCGCCCCUGGCUACUACGGAGAUGCCACCGCCGGGACUCCUGAGGACUGCCAGCCGUGCGCUUGCCCAUUGCCGGAUCCUGAGAACCAAUUCUCGCAGACUUGCGAGAGCCUGGAGGGCGGCGGCUAUCGCUGCACCGCCUGCGAACCUGGUUACACUGGCCAGUAUUGCGAACAAUGUGCCUCUGGAUAUACGGGCAACCCCAACAUUCGUGGGCAGAAAUGUCUUCCUUCGGGACCCCCCGACCAGCCCCGCCUGAUCGUCCAAGUCCAUCCCGCCCGGACAGCUGUGUCCCAGGGCAGCGAAGUGUCGCUGCGUUGCCAGGUCAGUGGGGAGCCGCCCCAUUUCUUCUACUGGUCGCGGGAAGACGGACGCCCUGUGCCAAGUACUGCCCAGCGCAGAGAGCAAGGCAUCGAGCUGCACUUUGCUAGCAUCCGGCCCUCAGAGGCCGGCGUCUAUGUCUGCACCUGCCGAAACCCCCAUUUCACCAACUCCAGCCGCAGCGAGGUGGUCGUCACAGAAGGCCCCAGCAAGGCUAUCUCCGUGACGGUGGAAGAGCAGAAGGUGCAGAACGUGAAACCGGGCAGUGACGUCACCUUCCUCUGCACAGCCAGGAGCAAGUCUCCCGCUUACACGCUGGUGUGGACGCGGCAGAACAACGGGAAGCUGCCCAGCCGCGCCAUGGACUUCAACGGUAUCCUGACCAUCCGGAACGUGCAGCCUGAGGACGCCGGCAUCUACAUCUGCACCGGCUCCAACAUGUUUGACAUGGACGAGGGGACGGCCACCCUCUAUGUGCAAGCUCCAUCGAAGACCCAGAUGUUCUAUGGUCCCGUAGAAAUGGUGGAAGGCCACAGACCUUCUGCCGCUGCUGUCCAGCCCACAGCCACCAUUGAACCCUCGCAGCUGAGCGUCCAGCCAGGUCAACCAGCUGAGUUUCGCUGCAUCGUGACCGGAAGCCCAGAGCCGACCGUGGAGUGGAUCGGAGGACCCGGGGGUGUCAUCUCCCCCAAGGCCGUUAUCCAGGGCGGGAUCCUGCGCUUCACUGCAGUUGAGCCUGCCGACGAGUCCCAGUACCUGUGCCGAGUUCAAAACAGCGUUGGGCAGCACAUGGCCCGAGCUUUCCUGCAAGUGCAAAGUACCAGCGUCCCCCAAGUGCAAGUGAGCCCCGAACGGACAGAGGUGCAGGAAGGCAGCACCGUCAGACUGUACUGCCGGGCUGCGGGCUCCCCAGCGGCCACCAUCACCUGGGAGAAAGAGGACGGCAGCUUGCCUCCACAGUCCCACUCCGAGAGAACCGACAUCUCCACCCUGGUGAUACCGUCCAUCACGAUUGCCGACAGAGGGGUGUACAUGUGCGUGGGAAGCAGCCCGACGGGAGUCGGCAGAGCCCGCAUUGAAGUGGUUUCAGCAUCUGGCACCUCACCGAUCGUCAAGAUUGAACCUUCGUCCUCUUCAGUCACCGAAGGCCAGUCCUUGGAUUUGAACUGCGUGGUGGCCGGUCACCCUACAGCGUCCGUCACGUGGUACCGGCGGGGAGGGGCCCUGCCAGCCAACCACCAGAUCUAUGGGUCCCUACUGCGGAUCUUGGAGGUCUCGGCCGCUGACUCCGGGGAAUACGUCUGCCGAGUCAGCAACGGAGCUGGCCCGAAGGAAGCCUCCAUCAAGGUGACCAUCCAGCAGAGCCACACUUCCUCCCAAGGGCCGUCGCCAGUCCACAUCGACUCUGCCUCCUCUUCCAUCACCGAGGGUCAGUCCUUGGACCUCGCCUGCCAGGUCACUGGUCUCUCGCAGCCCAGAGUCACUUGGUACAAGCGGGAAGGGGCCCUGCCGACUAAUCGCAAGAUUUCCGGCCUCCAUUUGAGGAUUCUCAAAGCCACAGCAGCGGACUCGGGCGAAUACGUGUGUCGGGUGACUGACGGUGACAGUGGUGUCGUUCGAGAGGCCUCCAAAGUAAUCACCGUGCACAGAAGUUCCGAAACCUCGGGAGUUAUGCCUCCACUCUGGAUCGAGCCUUCGUCAUCCUCCCUUGUCCCAGGACAAGCCUUGGACUUGAACUGUGUUGUGGCCGGCCAAACCAGCGCCACCGUCACGUGGUACAAACGAGGCGGAUCUUUGCCAGCCGGCCACCAGGUCUCUGGUUCCCACCUGCGCAUCCCCCGGAUCUCCCCGGCUGACCUGGGAGAAUACGUCUGCCGCGUCAACCUGGAUUCCCUCACCCGAGAAGCUUCCAUCCUCAUCUCCAUAACCCGCUCCUCCUCCACUUUUGGCGUGGCUCCCCCAGUGAGGAUCGAGGCCUCCUCAUCCAUCAUAGCGGAAGGGCAAACACUGGAAUUGGACUGCGUGGUUGCUCGUCCGGAGCAGACUAUGGUUACCUGGUACAGACGGGGUGAAGCCCUGCCACCCCACCACCAGGCCUUGGGAACUCGCCUGCGUCUGGUCAACAUCUCUCCAGCCGACUCCGGAGAGUACGUUUGCCGAGUCAGCUCCGAUGCCGCCAGCCAGGAAGUCUCCGUCUUGGUCACUGUCCAGCAGCAGGAGAGCAGCCCCAAUUUCCCCGCCGGGGUGAUCCCACCUGUACGGAUCGAGUCUUCUUCCACCUCGCCCUCCGAGGGCCACACCUUAGACCUGAAAUGCAUCGUGGCUGCCUCUGUGCCGCAGGCGAAAGUCACCUGGUAUAAGCGAGGAGGGGCUCUUCCUGCCAGCCACCAGGUCUCCGGCUUCCUCCUGCGCAUCCCACAGGCUUCACCAACUGACUCUGGGGAAUACGUCUGCCGCGUCAGCCACGGCUCAGCCAUUCAUGAGGCCUCACUAGUGGUGACCAUCAAGGGCGAAAUGGGGUCCUACUCUGUGGGCGUCACUCCCCCAAUCAGGAUUGAAACCUCCUCCGCAGUCAUCUCCGAGGGGCAGACCUUGGACCUGAACUGCCUGGUGGCCGGUCAGUCCCAAGCCAGGGUGAUGUGGUACAAGCGCGAGGGCGCCCUGCCCGUCCACAGUCAGAUUUUCGGAACCCGCCUCCGGAUUUCACAAGUUUCGGCAGCUGAUUCGGGCGAGUACGUCUGCUACGCGAACGAUGGCACCAGCCGACUGGAGACGUCCAUCAUCGUGUCCAUUCCCAGCAGCUCAGGCGGCUCACCCACUUCUGGGGUGAUCUCGCCGGUACGGAUCGAAUCGUCCUCCUCUUCCCUCGCUGAGGGGCAGACCUUGGAACUGAACUGCCUCGUGUCUGGCCAGGCUAACCCCAAAGUCAGCUGGUUCAAGAGAGGAGGACCCCUCCCACCCAACCACCAGGUCUCGGGCACUCGCCUCCGCAUCCCGCAGGUCUCCUCCGCCCACUCCGGCGAGUACGUCUGCCGUGUCAGCAGCCCCAAUGCCAUCCAGGAGGCGGUGUUGGUGGUCACCAUCCAGGACAGUGAGGGCCCCUCCCACCCCGCAGGGGCUGCCCCAGCCCUGAGGAUUGAGGCUUCCUCCUCUUCCGCCAUUGAAGGAGAGACCCUGGAUCUGUCAUGCGUUGCUCCAGGCCAGCCCCAGGCCACGUUCACCUGGUAUCGGCGAGAGGGUCAGCUGCCUGCGGGUCACCAGAUCUCCAACGCCCACCUGCGACUGGUCCGACUCACCCCCACCGACUCUGGCGAAUACGUCUGCCGUGUGAGUGGAGUCAGCGUCCCGCAAGAGGCGUCCUUCAUGGUCUCUGUCAUGGCCGACACCAGUCCUGCUUCCCGUCUGCAGAGUCCCAUCAUCUCCAUAGAGCCCCACAGCGUGGUUGUGCGCGGAGGGGAAGAGGUCUCCUUCAGGUGCCACGUCCACAAAGGCACCCCGCCUCUCGAGAUCACCUGGAAGCUUCCCAACAACCAGCUGCUAGAUAAUGUGAGGAUCAGCCCUAACGGCUCUGCGAUCACCAUUUCCAACGCCCGUCCGGAAAACCACGGGGCCUACCGGUGUGUGGUCUCCAACCAGUUUGGGAUUGCCAACAGCCUAGUCAACGUCCUGGUCCAAGGACUGCCUACCGUCUCGGUGGUGCCGAAGGGGCCCCUGCAGCUCAAAGUGGGCAAAUCCAUCAGCGUGGACUGCCUGGCAGAGGGGGAUCCCCGUGCUGUGGUGCGCUGGACCAAGCUGGGAGCCUGGAAGAAGCUGGAGAACCAGAGGAUGCUCCCCUUGGAAAGCAGAGCGGUGCUGCAGAUCUCCUCCGCAAAGCUGGGAGAUGCCGGCACCUAUGUUUGCGUGGCCCAGAACUCCGUGGGCACCGCAGAGGUGCAGGUGGAUGUGAGUGUAGAGGCGGUGCAUGGCAGCAGAGGAGUCCCCGAAAUCCAUGUGACUCCGACCCAGACUGUGGAGGCGGGACAGACGGCUCGGCUCCAUUGCUCUGCUACAGGUGACCCGACUCCCACCAUCCAGUGGUCCAAGCUGCGGGCUCCCUUGCCAUGGCAGCAUCAGGUAGUGAACGACACCCUCAUCAUCCCUCGGGCUGCCCAGCAGGACUCGGGCCAAUACAUCUGCAACGCCAGCAACUCUGCCGGGUUCACCGAAGCCUUUGUGGUGUUGGACGUCGAGAUACCACCCUACGCCACCAGUCUUCCCAACCGAGCAACGGUGCACGAGGGUGACGCAGUGCAGCUGCAGUGCCUGGCCCACGGCACGCCCCCCCUGCGUUACCAGUGGACCAAGGUGAACGGUAGUCUCCCCAGACGGGCCACGGUGCGAGAGGGUGUCUUGCAGUUCAGCCCCGCCGGGCACCGGGAUUCAGGCACCUACCGCUGUCACGUCAGCAACCGGGUGGGCUCCGCUGAGGCUUUGGCCCAGGUCUACGUGCAAGGCCAUGCUGGAGGACCCCUCUCUGUUCGGGUCACCCCUCAAAGCGACACCAAAGCUGUGGGUGCCACAGCAGAGUUCACGUGCUCCAUUUCCGGGGAUCCCGGGGCGCAGAUCGAGUGGCUCAAAGAGGGUGGAGAGCUGCCUCCCACUCAUACCAUCCACAACGGAGUGCUGCGGAUCGAGAAGCUGGACCUGGAGUGCCAGGGGGUGUAUGUGUGUCGGGCCAGGAGUCCCACCGGCCAGGCCCAGGAGAGGGUCAGCCUGACUGUCCGGGCCCUUCCCAAAGUGAUGAUCAACAUCCGGACGUCGGUGCAGACCGUCCUGGCAGGAAACGCCGUGGAGUUUGAGUGCCUGGCCUUUGGGGACCCCAAGCCGGACCUCACAUGGAGCAAAGUAGGCGGGCAGCUGCGCCCAGGAGUGCUGGCCAGAGGAGGCCUGGUGAAGAUCGAGCGGGUGGAGCAGGCCGACGCGGGAAAGUACCGCUGCACGGCCACCAACGACGUCGGCACCGUCCAGUCCCACGUCAUCCUGCACGUCCAGUCCGUCCCGCAAGUGGCCGCCCAGCCAGAAGUGAAGGAGGUUUCCGCGGGCUCCACUGUGGUUUUCCCUUGCUCGGCCUCUGGGUUCCCUGUCCCGGAAAUCAAGUGGACCAAGCUGGAAGGGGAGCUGCCCCGGCAUGCCCAACUGGAGGGCCACAGCCUGACUAUCCCCUCAGCUCGCCCGGAAGACACAGGCGUCUACGUGUGCACGGCAUCCAACCGGCAAGGGAAGGGGACAGCCUUCUCUAUGCUCAAAGUCCGAGAGCGAGUGGUGCCCUACUUUACCCAGAAUCCUCAGUCUUACCUGGUCCUGCCAACCAUGAAGGAUGCCUACCGGGUCUUCGCCCUCGAGAUCACCUUCCGUCCCGACACCCCGGAUGGGAUGUUGGUGUACAACGGGCAGAAGAAGAACACGGGCAGCGAUUUCGUCUCUUUUGGGCUGGUGGGGGGCCGCCCAGAACUCAGGUUCGAUGCCGGUUCCGGCAUGGCCACCAUCCGGCACCCUUCAAUCCUCAACCUGGGUGAGUUCCACACCGUCCGUCUCUAUCGCAACCUGACUCAGGGAUCUCUGGUGGUGGACGGCCAGCCCCCCGUGAACGGCAGCUCCCAGGGCAGGUUUCAAGGCCUGGAUCUCAAUGAGGAGCUCUAUCUGGGCGGGUACCCCAAUUAUGCAGCCAUCGCAAAAACCGGUCUCAGCACUGGAUUUGUAGGAUGCGUGCGCCAGCUGAUCAUCCAAGGCAAAGAGGUGAUCUUCAAGGAUUUUGACCUGCAAGCCCACGGAGUUUCCAACUGCCCCACCUGCCAAGACCGACCGUGUCAGAAUGGAGGGGUCUGCAGAGACUCAGAAAGCAGCAGUUACGUAUGUGAGUGUCCCCAGGGGUUCGCUGGGAGCAACUGCGAGCAUCCUCAGGCCCUGCGCUGCCAUCCAGAGGCCUGUGGGCCCGACGCCACCUGCGUGAACCAAGCCUCCGGGGAGGGCUACACCUGCCGUUGCCUCUUGGGCCGACACGGGAAGAAGUGCAUGGCGGGCCUCACAGUGACCACCCCCCUCUUCCUGGGUGGGGACGCUUUCAUCUCCUACCCGACCCUCACCAGAAACCCCUACGAGCUGCGGCUGGAGAUAGAGGUCAAGCCGCUCUCCCCCAAUGGCCUCGUCCUGUUCAACGGGGGCGAAGGGACUCCCGUGGCCGACUUCGUCUCGCUCAACAUGGCCAACGGGCACUUGGAGUUCCGCUACGAGCUGGGCUCAGGUACCGCUGUGCUCCGGAGCCACAAGCCCCUGGCCCUGGGGCAGUGGCACAAGGUGGCGGCCGAGCGCCUGAACAAAGAUGGCACUCUGCAGGUGGACGAGGAGCGGCCCGUCAAGAGGUCGUCCCCCGGGAAGAGCCAGGGCCUCAACCUGCGCACUUCUCUCUACCUUGGAGGGGUGGAGGACUCAAUCAAGCUCCCAGCAGCCGCCAACAUCUCCAGCCACUUCCAUGGGUGCAUCGGAGAGGUUUUGGUCAACGGGAAGAAGGUGGACAUUUCCUACAGCUUCCUGGAGAGUCGUGGCAUCUCGCAGUGCGCCGACAGCUCCCCUUGCGACCGCAGGCCUUGCCAGCACGGCGGCCAGUGCUUGCUCACAGGGGAGUACGAAUUCCAGUGCCUGUGUCCGGACGGCUUCACGGGGGAACGCUGUGAGGUGCCCGAGGCCCACUGCCAGCUCCAUCAUCCCUGCCUUAAUGGGGGCAUCUGCAAGGGCACCACCUGUCUCUGCCGCCAGGGCUUCUCGGGGCUGUACUGUGAACACGACGAACUGCAGCACCAGCUGAAAGCUGAAUGGCCAGAAGGCAGCGGAGGAAACGACGCUCCUGGACAGUACGGGGCCUAUUUCUGCAAUGGUGGCUACGUGGCGCUGCCGAGACAUGCUUUCCCCAGGAGUCUUCCUGAAACACCAGAAACCAUUGAGUUGGAAGUGCGCACUACCUCUGCAAACGGGCUGCUCUUCUGGCAAGGGGUGACCACGGGAGAACCGGGUCCCCCGCAGCUUGUUGCUAUCCAGGAGGAAGGGGAACCAGGCAAAGGGAAGGACUUCAUUAGCCUCGGGCUGAAGGACGGGCACCUGCUGUUCAGUUUCCAACUGGGAAGUGGAGAGGCCAACAUCUGCUCUGAGGACCCUGUGGACGAUGGAGAGUGGCAUCGAGUGACAGCUGUCCGGGAAGGGAAAAGAGGCUCCCUUCAGGUGGACGGAGAGGAGCCGGUGACCGGAGAAUCUUCUGGCAGGAACGUCAUGGUCAACACCAAAGGCCGGAUCUAUAUAGGAGGUGCCCCCGACAUCCAGACGCUCACAGCUGGGAAAUACGCCUCGGGAAUCACAGGCUGCCUCAAAAACGUAGUUCUGGUCAACGCCCGGCCAGGCCAAGAGCCCCGGCAGCCGGUAGACCUGCAACAUCAAGCGGAAAUGGCUCUGAACAUUCAGGAGUGCCCCUCAUAGGGGAGGAGGGCCCCACCACCACCUUCAACCCUCCUGCUCUUCGUUGCCAUCGCCGAGCCAAAGGAGAGACAUCUACGCUGAUUAUCAUUAUUUUAUUAUUAUUAUUAUUAUUACAAAUUUUUUUAAAAGGAAGAAACACACAAAAGGUGCUUUUUGCUGCUGCCAAAAAGGGGAAAGUGGGGAGGGAGUUGGCUCACGGCGUCCUUGGCCUGGGCUGGCAAGAAAGGAGCCCUACUUGGGGCUUCUCAAAGGACCAGGGAGCCAUGCCACGUUGCCGCCAGACGCUGCAGAAAGGAGGCCAGAAACAGGUCGGCUUCCCAGAGUUCAGCAAGCAAGCCGGGCGCCCAGACGGCUGCUCUGCUGGGCCGGCUGGCUGUGACUGACCAAAGAUCCUGCCCUUGCCCUCCCUGGGGCAGCGAGAGGAUCCCAGGAAGGUGGUCUCGGCACAUCCCCCGUGCCCAGCAAAUGCCAUGUAGGAGACGGAUCCUUCUGAAGUCCCGUCUCAUUGCCCUGCACAGCCGCAGUGCUUCUGAGAGGUGCCCUCUCCCCCAUUUCGCCAGCUGCCUUAACCCCUGGAUCAUGCCUAGGAGUCCUGGGGUCUCGCCCCGUGGAAGGGGCAACCCUGCUGCACCCUGGGAGGUGUCUUUCCCAUCGCCUUUGGGUUGCUUCAGUGCCUUAUUGGAGGGGGGGAGUUGUCUCCUAAUGGAAGCACAUGCUAUCUCUCAGCCCAAUCUCCUCUCACCCACCCUCCGUUGCCUGCUUUGAGUGUUAUUUCUCACAGCAAAACCUCUGGAAAUGAGGCUGCUUCUUGGGGGGCGGAGAGCAGAGAGGCCCCAAUUGCCAGAAAGUCCUGCCCCUGUUAUGGAUCGGAACCAGAAGGGGUUCUUUUUACCGCUUUCCAAGAAGAAAAGGAGCUUUGCCUAACUAGCCAGGUCCAAAGAAACUUCCAUUGCUCAGACAGUUUGCUGACCGCUGGCAUUGCUGGCCACCAGCAUCCUUGUCCUCUCCGGCCAGCCGUCCCCCAUGCACUGGGGCCGGCAAAAACAGCUUUUUGCCUUGGGGAUGCCUGGUUCUACUUCAGCCGGGGCGCCCCACAGUUCUCAUGUGGGUCUGGCUGCCCUGGGCAUUUUGGGGCAGCCCCCGUGUCCAGGAUCGGAGCAGCCAGCCUGGAGACUCUCUCCCUCUGCUUCUCCCACCCUCCUUCCCUUGACUGUUCUUGUACUUCUUUUUCUUAAUAAAUGGUGCUGAAACCCCACAAUCGUAGAAA